AUGAAGGCUAUCAUUCUAGUAGGCGGUUUUGGUACAAGACUAAGACCAUUAACUUUAACUUUACCUAAACCUUUAGUAGAGUUUUGUAAUAAACCCAUGAUCGUUCAUCAAAUCGAAGCUUUAGUGGCAGCUGGUGUAAAGGAAAUCGUAUUGGCUGUUAAUUAUAGACCUGAAGUGAUGGUAGCUGUUUUAAAAGAUACUGAAGAGAAGUAUGGAAUCAGGAUCACUUUUAGUGUAGAAACUGAACCACUUGAUACCGCUGGACCACUUGCUUUAGCAAGAGAGAUCCUAGGAAAAGAUGAUUCACCAUUCUUUGUACUAAACUCAGAUGUAACAUGCACAUAUCCAUUAAAACAAUUAGCCGAUUUCCAUCAAGCCCACGGUAAAGAAGGAACAAUCAUGGUGACCAAAGUAGAUGAACCCUCGAAAUAUGGAGUAGUAGUUCAAAUCCCCAAUAGUUCAGCCAUCGAUCGGUUUGUCGAAAAACCUCAAAGCUUUGUAGGAAACCGAAUCAAUGCAGGUAUUUAUAUCUUUAAUCCAAAAGUCUUAAAUCGAAUUCAACUCCAACCUACUUCGAUUGAAAAAGAAACCUUUCCUGCAAUGGUUCGAGAUUCAGAGUUACAUUGUAUGGAUUUAAAUGGGUUUUGGAUGGAUAUCGGUCAACCUAAAGAUUUCAUCACUGGUACUUGUCUUUAUCUUAGUUAUUUAACUUCUAUUGAUGAUGAACAAGUUCAAGAUCAUCAUCAGAAGAAAUGGAUCAGCGGUGGGAAUGUGUUAGUUGAUCCAACGGCUAUUAUCGAUCCGACGGCUAUCAUCGGUCCUAAUGUGGUCAUUGGGCCAAGGUGUGUGAUUGGAAAAGGGGUUAGACUUCAACGAUGUGUGAUCAUGGAAGGUGCAAGAGUUAAAGAUCAUUCUUGGGUUAAAAGUUCAAUUAUUGGUUGGAAUUCAACUGUUGGUAGAUGGGUUCGUUGUGAUAAUACGACCGUCUUAGGUGAAGAUGUGAAUAUCAAAGACGAAUUACUCGUGAAUGGAGCAUCAGUUUUACCUCACAAAUCUAUCUCAGCUUCAAUCACCGAACCAGCCAUUGUGAUGUAA
This is a messenger RNA of Melampsora larici-populina 98AG31, 1095 nucleotides long. RefSeq lists its product as uncharacterized. Bases 1 to 1095 code for a protein of 364 amino acids. The transcript is spliced from 5 exons. Gene Ontology annotation, molecular function: GTP binding; mannose-1-phosphate guanylyltransferase (GTP) activity. The record is from RefSeq and is a predicted model, not a curated record. NCBI's taxonomy places the organism in Eukaryota, Fungi, Basidiomycota, Pucciniomycetes, Pucciniales, Melampsoraceae. Gene Ontology annotation, cellular component: cytoplasm. Gene Ontology annotation, biological process: GDP-mannose biosynthetic process; cell wall mannoprotein biosynthetic process.